AGCCGGGAGCGUUCGCCGGCCCAGCGGAUGCACCCCGCGUCCCUGCCCGCAGCCCCGAGGGUGUUGGCGUUUGAUCAGAGAGCGGCGUGAAUGUGUUGAGAAGAUGUGAGUUGUGUGCUUUCCUCCUUCACCUGCUGAGGGCUCAUGGUGACAGGUGGCAGUCAUGACACAGAAGGGCAGUUUGAAGUUCGUGAAGAAAAACAAAGCAGAAGAACCUGAAUUGGAGCCCCUGUGCUGCUGCGAGUACAUAGAUCGAAAUGGGGACAAGAACCACGUGGCCGCUUUUUUGUGUGAUUGCCAAGAUCUGGAUGAAGGGUGUGAGAGAUGGAUUACAUGCAAAUCUGUGCAGCCAGAGACUUGUGACAGAAUCAUGGAAACAAUCUCUGAUCGCCUCCGAAUUCCUUGGCUUCGAGGAGCCAAAAAAGUUAACAUUAGCAUCAUUCCCCCUCUCAUCCUCCUGCCCAUCUUCCUCCGAGUGGCCUCCUGGCAUUUCCUCCUGGGGGUGGUGGUUCUGACCUCCCUGCCUGUGCUGGCCCUGUGGUACUACUACCUCACUCACCGAAGGAAAGAGCGCACUCUCUUCUUCCUGAGCCUCGGGCUGUUCUCUCUGGGCUACAUGUACUAUGUGUUCCUCCAGGAAGUGGUCCCCAAAGGGCGUGUGGGGCCCACCCAGCUGGCUCUUCUUACCUGCGGGCUGUUUCUGAUCCUCUUAGCCUUGCACAGAGCCAAGAAGAACCCAGGCUACCUCAGAAAUCCAGCCAGCGAGGACACAUCUCUGGGCAGCAACCGAACUGAGUGCCUGAACAGAAAAGGGCAGAAGACCAAAGGGUUCCCUGGCGCGGAUGUGUCGGGCAUCCUCAACAACCGCACCCUGAGGGAUGAUCAAAAGGGCUCCUCCAGGUCGUUGGCUGGAAGCCCCACGAAGGCGAAGGAAGAUUGGUGUGCCCAAUGCCAGCUCGUGCGACCUGCCCGGGCAUGGCAUUGCCGGAUAUGUGGCACCUGUGUAAGGAGAAUGGAUCACCACUGUGUCUGGAUAAAUGGCUGUGUCGGAGAAUGCAAUCAUCAAGCAUUUAUACUUGCCCUUUCGAUCUUCUUGCUCACCUCGGUGUAUGGGAUCACGCUGACCUUGGACACCAUUUGUAGAGAUAGAAGUGUCUUCACAGCUCUCUUCUAUUGUCCUGGAGUUUAUGAAGAUUACAGCUCGGCGCUGACCUUCACCUGCGUGUGGUACUCUGCGAUCAUCACUGCGGGCAUGGGCUACAUCUUCCUGAUACAGCUGAUAAACAUCAGCUACAACGUGACCGAGAGGGAAGUGCAGCAGGCCCUCCGACAGAAGACGGGGCGCCGGCUCCUCUGUGGGCUCAUCGUGGACACAGGCCAGUACAACAGGGGCUUCCUGCGGAACUGGCACCAGUUCUCCACCCUGGGCACCGCCCCGUUCCAGCACCCUGCCGAGGACAUUGUCUGAUGUGCCUUCUGUGCACUCAAGGUGGGGGGGCUCCCCCUGUUCCCCUCCAUCCUACCCUUCAGUGUGCACUUAGGAUGCUCGCUUUUAUCUCUAGUUUCUUAAAGGCAUUAUAGGGCCACGCUCAGGUUGAGACUGGACUGGAGGAAUGAAUCUUUCUGACUUCA
Molecule: messenger RNA, 1632 nt
Organism: Myotis davidii
Lineage: Eukaryota; Metazoa; Chordata; Mammalia; Chiroptera; Vespertilionidae
Gene: ZDHHC23
Product: zinc finger, DHHC-type containing 23
Exons: 5
Coding region: 164-1468 (434 amino acids)
Biological process (GO): protein targeting to membrane; peptidyl-L-cysteine S-palmitoylation
Cellular component (GO): Golgi apparatus; endoplasmic reticulum
Molecular function (GO): protein-cysteine S-palmitoyltransferase activity
Source: RefSeq, a predicted model, not a curated record